Messenger RNA from Xiphophorus maculatus (southern platyfish), 3274 nucleotides. RefSeq lists its product as uncharacterized. The coding region runs from base 2214 to 2948 and encodes 244 amino acids. The transcript has 2 exons. The record is from RefSeq and is a predicted model, not a curated record. NCBI's taxonomy places the organism in Eukaryota, Metazoa, Chordata, Actinopteri, Cyprinodontiformes, Poeciliidae.
AGGUUGCAGGAGACUUUUAGGCCCUCCAGGCCUGGAGUUGCCUACCCCUGAGCUAGCUGGAUGUUAGCCACAGACCAUCUAGCUGGAUGUUAGCCACAUACCUGCUAGCUGGAUGUUAGCCACAGACCAUCUAGCUGGAUGUUAGCCACAGACCAUCUAGCUGGAUGUUAGCCACAGACCAUCUAGCUGGAUGUUAGCCACAUACCUGCUAGCUGGAUGUUAGCCACAGACCAUCUAGCUGGAUGUUAACCACAGACCAUCUAGCUGGAUGUUAGCCACAUACCCGCUAGCUGGAUGUUAGCCACAGACCAUCUAGCUGGAUGUUAGCCACAGACCCGCUAGCUGGAUGUUAGCCACAGACCAUCUAGCUGGAUGUUAGCCACAGACCAUCUAGCUGGAUGUUAGCCACAGACCAUCUAGCUGGAUGUUAGCCACAGACCAUCUAGCUGGAUGUUAGCCACAUACCUGCUAGCUGGAUGUUAGCCACAGACCAUCUAGCUGGAUGUUAGCCACAUACCUGCUAGCUGGAUGUUAGCCACAUACCUGCUAGCUGGAUGUUAGCCACAGACCAUCUAGCUGGAUGUUAGCCACAUACCUGCUAGCUGGAUGUUAGCCACAGCUGGAUGUAUUCAAACUUUAUCGGAGUUAUUUAAUGAGGAAUAAAAACAUGAAAUAAAUAAACUGGAUUAUUUGUAUUAAAAGAAUAUAAAUAUAGAGACUCAAGCUGGGAAAUAUUGAAGAUCACAGGCUUCAUUCAUUUAUUUAUAGAUUAUGAAUCAUUUUGCAGCAGCGACGUCAGAACCAGAGAGAGAGAGAGUGUGUGUGUGUGUGCACGCGCAUGUGUGCACCGUAAACAGAUCCAGCAGCAGCUGCUGCCACAACAAACAGAACCAACUCAACUGGACCCAGAAGGAUCAGGAACUCAGAAGAUCACGACCCAAACUCCACCAGAACCAGAACUUCCUGAUCCAGAACCAUUUCUCUAGCGAAGUCCAAUCUGGUCUAGUAAUCGUCUCUAGUCCUCCUGGCUCUAAUCGGACCUCGGCCAGUCAAGCAGCACAGACAGAGGUUCUAGACCAGUAGAACCAGUAGCACCACAUUCUGCCUGCUAUUUCUGGACUGGAGCUGAGGAAGAGGAGGAUGAUGAAGCUCAGCUCCACAUUUUAAAGCAAUGCAGUAACUGCAGCGUGCUGGUUCUGGUUCUGGUCUGGUUUAUCAGAGUGAGCUCACUGCCCAGCUUUAGAAACUGAUUCUCAGGUUUCCUGAGGUUUGGUAACGUUCAGUGGCCCAGUUCGGCCUGAUUCUAUUGGACCAGGCGGUUUGGUUCUAUUGGAUCCAGUUUGAUCCAGAGUGUUGCUGUGGUGGAAGCAGGGAGGUUCUGGGUUCGAAUCCCAGCGCAUAAUAAUCAGCUCUGUCUUCCAGUUGGUGGUUCUGAAGCAACUGGACUGAACCAGAACCAGAACUGGCCCAGUAAACUCGUGGCAUCAGAUUGUAACCAUGGUAACAACAAUCACACUUUUUUUCUUACAGUUUUAGAAAGUGAACUUUAAGUGUUGAAACCAAUAAAUCAAAUUUUAAAUCUGCAGACCUGAAGGCUUCAUCAGCUGACAGUGGGCGUGGCCAUAAUGGUGGGCGUGGUUAUAAUGGUGGGCGUGGCCCGUUUUGUUUUUAAUGCGAUCAGAAUUAUUAUGAAACAGAGCAAAGAGGUAAAUCUGGAAUUUGAUCAUUUAGACCAGGGGUCUCAAACUGCAACUUUUAGAACAGAAUAAUGAGGUUGUUAGUGAGGCUGGGAGACCUGAUCCACACCAGGAGGAGGUCAUGAAGUCGUUUCAUUCCAGCGUUUUGUACCUGUGGUACAUCUAAAAACUGCAGGACAGCGACUGGAGGCCUGGAGUUUGAGACCCCUGAUCUAGAGGUUUAUUGCAGGUCAUUGAUAAAUAUUUAAAUUAUGAAAACCCAGAAAAUCUCCUGAACGUCGCAGAACGUCAGGCGCCCAGGCGUAGCGCCACCUGUGGUUUGAUCGAGGAGGAGCUUCAGAUGGACAGGCGGACCAGAAGUCUGGUCGGGUCCAGGUUCUGAUCAGAACCACCGGAUUGACCCGUCCAGUAGAGGAGAAAGGCGGACUGCUCCUUUAAUCCUUUAAACAGGAAGGAAACGCUGCAGUUAGCUUAUCGGAUGCCCCGCCCACUUCCUGCUGGGGGCCGAGGAAGAGGAUGAAGACCUCACACCCUCCCAGGCUGCGGAACCGGCCCCAAGGCAUGAUGGGAACAAUCAGAGGUCUGAACACUCCUGCAGGCCUCAAACGCCUCACAGCAGACUGGACUCGGACCGGUCGGGUCCGACUUGUCAUCGUUACUAAAGAUCCUCAGAUCCUGGUCUGGAGACUGACAGGUUCUGGUUCUGGUGGGUUCAGGUCAGACAGGUCUGUCUGUCUCUGUCUGAGGACUCUGACCUUUGACCUCUGGCUCCACACUGAGUCGCCUCUGAAUCAUUUUGCGGCACUUUGCUCACUUCCUGUUUGGCAAAACGGAAAAAAUCUGCCAGGAACAAGAGGACUGGGAGAGAGACUGGGAGGACUGGGAGGUUUGUCUUCAGACUGGUCGUUUCCUCUGCAGGACGGAUUUCACUGCAGCCUGAAGGACCAAUCAGCUGCAGCUCCUGAAGCCCCGCCCCCUGGUCUACCUGCCCAGGUGCUGGAAGCCCCGCCCCCUUCACUGCUGGUUGCUCAACAGGUGAGCAGAAACUUUGACCCAGAUCAGAACAGAAAACCUCUGACAGCCCAACACAGAAACAUCAGAACCUCCAGAACCAGAAGAUCCAGCAGAACCUCCACAGACCCGGAUCCAUCUCAGCAGAACCGGUUCUGGUCCACGCUGGUUUCCAACUCCGGUUCAGAUUGUUGUGGUUCUGCUCUCCGAACGUCCCAUCACAGCCUUCCAGGACUUUGACUAGGCCAUUGUGUGUGCUGUGGACCGGCUGCUGUGUUUGGUUCCCGGUUCUGACCCGGUUUGGACCGGGCCUCAGCUACUGAAGAGGUUCAGAUUUAUCUGACGUGUUUCCGGUCAGUAAAGAGGCGGGACUUCCUGCUCCUCCGGACUCACCUGUCCAGGUGAACCUUUAACUGGACCGGAUUCGUUUUGUGUAAUUAUUCAUCAUGACGUCACCCUGGCUACGAGACACCUCACCCUGGAAACCUUUCCUCCCUCCAUGCGCCUCACCUGACAGAUUUUGGCACUAAGCUCACGCUGAGCCCGGUUCCGGCCCGGUUCGGAGU